Molecule: messenger RNA, 2674 nt
Organism: Tripterygium wilfordii
Lineage: Eukaryota; Viridiplantae; Streptophyta; Magnoliopsida; Celastrales; Celastraceae
Product: replication protein A 70 kDa DNA-binding subunit D-like
Exons: 18
Coding region: 1328-2410 (360 amino acids)
Biological process (GO): DNA repair; DNA recombination; DNA replication
Cellular component (GO): nucleus
Molecular function (GO): DNA binding
Source: RefSeq, a predicted model, not a curated record
AGUGAAACGACGUCGUUUCCUUUAUCUUUAUUUUGUUUUUUUCGCCGUGCGCCACACUCGCGCAUCAACCACUAUUCUUUGGUCAUCUGCGUCAGGCCGCACAUGUUUUUGUUUCGUUUUGUAUGGUGGGACGAACGACUUUUUCCCUCUGCCAAGUUUUACCAGAUCCGAUUCAUACUUCUUCAGAACAGCAAAGACAAGGCUCGUCUGCCUAAUACGAUUGUAUUUUCUAGGGUUUUCAAUCUGACUGUAUUGUGGCCUUCGUAUGUUAAUUGGCUUGUGGCCUUCGUAUGUUAAUUGGCUCGUGGUCAACAGAGAUUCCAAGUUAACGAAAUUCAUCGAGCUUGCUCAGGCUUUAAUUAAAACGUUUUUGCCGGCUUCUUCCCACAAAACAAAACUAAUCGAGGCAUCACAGAUUUUCACCUCUCCUACUGUGAGCAAUGAAGUCAGUAGUUUAUUUUUGCUUCGCCUCGAUGCAAAUCAGUUAAUUCAUCAUGCUACUAUGAGUUUUAGUCGUCGUCCCUCGCCGCUGUUCACACUGCCUCAUCAAAGCCGUUUCGUUGCUGCGCAAAAUUUCCUCACUACUUCAGCACGUAAUUUUGAAUCUCUGUAUUUUCAAGGAUGCAAGAAGGAGAGUGCAGUAGGAAUAAUAGAAAAAGGCGGAGGAAUAUAAUGAUUACUCGUGGACACACCAUUCGACAGAAUGUUAUCCCUGAAACUUGUACAACGCCUGCACCACAACCUACACAUCAACCACAUAUCAUAGCUUGCCCAAGGAUUUUUCAUCAGCAGCCACUCUUCAGUCUCCGUAUUACUUAAUUUAUAUUACUGAAUUUCGUGGUGGGAUUUGACCGUCAGUGAUCAGUGGCUUUUGAAAAAUAUUGGAACUACAACAGUGCUAUAGUGCUUUUAAAUUCCUUACGAUUUUAAUUGAGUGGAGCGUUGCACAAUUUCUGGAUAUCGUGCUUUCUCAUGGUUCACUGUGGAAUAUUUGAAUCUGAAUCCAAGGAAUCAGAAUCACCUGCUCUUUAAAAUUUACUUAAAGAAGUCCCGUAUAUCAUCUUCCAACUAAAUCAACAUCUAUCUGGAUUUCAGUCGGUGAAUGCAUCUCUUCUCACACAAAUAACCUGCCUCCACCAGUUAUUUCAAAAGCUUUGCUAUAUCGUCUUCGACGUGCGACAACGCUGCCGUAAUUUCUCAAGCUCCUAAGAACAACAUGGAACAUACACCAUUGUCUAAGCUGGAGGAAGGACACCGGGGUUACAAGAUCAAAGCCCGAGUUGCGAGAAUCUAGAAUUCUACAAAUCCAACAUUACAAGACCAACUGAUGAGUAUCGAUUUUCUAUUGGUUUACGAGGGUAUGAGUAUACAAGGAUCGAUUAGACAGGAGGAUGCACAUCAUAUGAAAGAAUUACUUAUAGAAGGGAAGAUUUAUACACUCACAAACUUCAUUGUUGGUGCUGCAAAAAAGAGUUACAGAGUUUCAGACCAUAAAAAUAUUGUUUGUGUCGGCACAUGGACAAUAAUCAGAGAAGUAUAUGAACCAGAAACAACUAUUCCAAUGAAUUAUUUCCACUUCGUCGACGACAAUAUCUUAGAAUCGAGGUUAUAUAAUGAUGUGCAACUUACUGAUGUCAUGGGUUUUUUGAUCUCUGUUAGUCAGAUGACAAACACUCAAGCAAAUGGAAGAAUGGUGCCCAAAAAGAACUUAAUCAUUCAAACCACGAGAAACAAAACAAUACCUAUCACAUUAUGGGGUGAUGUGGCAGAGGCCUUUCAUGAAGAAGAUGCAUUAGAAUUGGCUACAGAAGAUACUGUCAUAAUCAUUCUUUCUUCAAUGACUGUAAAGGCAUUUAGAGCUGAUACAACACUGUCAAGCACAUCGGCAACAAAGAUAUACCUCAAUAUGAAAAUAGAAGAAGUUGACAUUUUCCGCAAGAGUUUCAAAUGCACAAAAAAACUCAGUUUUGUCAAUCAAUCACUCAACUCAAUGCUGGAUAUAACAACUAAUAGAGAGGCGAAGAACAAUACUGUUUCAGAGUUGUUGUCUCUCGAUAGAACUGCUGACAAAGGGAAAAUUUAUUUAUGCGUGGCCACCAUAGCAGAGAUAGAUGCAUCUAAAGGAUGGUGGUACAACGCAUGUCCUAAAUGCAAGGUCUUGGAACUAACACACAAUGUGGAAGCUCUUCACAUUGUAGACAUGGAGAAACCUCGCACUGAAGCAUCCAUGGGAUUUUCUGCUGCUGGUUCAACUGACUCACAAAACAAUGCAGAAGAUGAUCUUAUAAGCCAUUCUGCCAACAAAAGAACCAGAGGAACGAUGGAAUCAGAAGAAAAGAUUUGCAAUGAUAACUCUAUAAAUGCAGAGCAAUGUCCAAGCAUCUCAAAGGGGAAAAGGAAGAUGUCAUGAUCAUACGUACCUGCUAAAAAUUAACUUCACUUUUGUCUCCUGCGUGUUUAUAAACUCCAUCUAUGGCUUUUGUUUUCCCUACAAGAUAGUGCACAACCUAUCCUCAACUAUGUGUUAACUUAAAUUUUGUUCAUGGAUAGGGAAUGCUAUGUGCAAUCCUCAACUAUGUCUUAAGUUAAAUUUUGUUUAUGCGUAGUGAAUGCUGUAAAUAGCUUAUGAACUAUUAUCGAUGAAAUAUAUUUCAAGUUUUAAAAAUGACUUUGC